AUGCUGUUGGCGGCUCUGCUCCUGCUGCUGCUGCUGCUGGCCGUGGCCGUGCUGGGAGACAUGGUGAUGCUGAACAGCGUGGAGUCCAUCCGCCAGGUGCUGACCCAGAAAUGGUCCGAUUUAACCGGGCACCCCCCCAGCUUUGUUGCAGAUCUCAUCUCCCUGGGGGUCCACGAUCUGUCCCUGGGCGACUUCACCCCCAGCUGGCGGCUGCAGCACAAAGUGGCUCACUCGGCCCUGGCCCGUGCCCAGUGUCUGCAGCUGGACCCAGUUCUGGGGGCCCAGGCGGCCGCGUUCUGCCAGCAGGUUCGGUUCCGAGACGCCUUCGUCCGGGCCCAGAUCCAGCAGCACCAGGAGUCGCUGCUCCCCGAGUGCCCCUGGGACAUGGUGGAUCACGUACUGGGGGAGCGGCAAGGGGCCGGGGGGGACCCCGCGGCCGAGGGGGGCAUCACCCCGGAGCACGUUCACAUGGUGCUCGUGGACCUCUUCAGCGGGGGCACCGAGACCAUGGCGGCCCUGCUCAUCUGGGCCGUGGCCUUCCUGCUGCGCCACCCCCAGGUCCGGGACAGGAUCCACACGGAGCUGCAAUGAGUGAUGGGCCCCAAGCGCCCCCCCAGCUAUGGGGACCGGGAUCGGCUGCCCCUGCUCAGCGCCACCAUCUCUGAAAUGAUGCGUCUGCGCCCCGUGGUGCCCCUCGCCCUGCCCCAUAGCACCACGUGGGACACCAGCCUCUCAGGCUUCACCAUCCCCGAGGGAACCACCGUGAUCCCCAAUCUCUUUGCCGCCAACCACCACUCGGAGCGGUUCCUGGCCCAGCACAACCUGCUGCCCUUCAGCUGUGGGGCCCGGGACUGCCUGGGGGAGACCCUGGCCCGGGGCGAGAUCUUCGUCUUCCUCGGACACGUCCUGCAAGAGUUCCGGCUGGAGCCGCCUGCGCCCGGUGCCCUCCCGGCCCUGCGGGCGUGUUCGGCACCAUGCCCCCCCUUCCGCAUCUGCUUCCUGCCCCGGGGCCCCCCUGUGCCCUCCAUACCCCAUAGCUCCCCCUUCCACAUCCGCUUCCUGUCCUGGGGGUCCCCCGAGCCCCCCGUGACCCCAUAG
Molecule: messenger RNA, 1098 nt
Organism: Gopherus evgoodei (Goodes thornscrub tortoise)
Lineage: Eukaryota; Metazoa; Chordata; Testudines; Testudinidae
Product: steroid 21-hydroxylase-like
Exons: 10
Biological process (GO): hormone biosynthetic process; progesterone metabolic process
Molecular function (GO): steroid 17-alpha-monooxygenase activity; heme binding; iron ion binding
Source: RefSeq, a predicted model, not a curated record